Magallana angulata is the source of this 8301-nucleotide messenger RNA. Its product is annotated as protein Shroom3-like. The record is from RefSeq and is a predicted model, not a curated record. The coding region runs from base 452 to 7213 and encodes 2253 amino acids. Gene Ontology annotation, molecular function: actin filament binding. Gene Ontology annotation, biological process: actin filament organization. Lineage: Eukaryota; Metazoa; Mollusca; Bivalvia; Ostreida; Ostreidae. The transcript is spliced from 11 exons. Gene Ontology annotation, cellular component: apical plasma membrane; apical junction complex; cortical actin cytoskeleton.
UCAGGACAAUAGACCUACUUUGUCCUAAUAAGCUUAUCAGUUAAAAAAGUGCAGUGGCAUUGUGAGUCUUCAUUCAGACUUGGUACACAUGUGUCUGUUUGAAUGAAAAUGAACCUGGUUGUGUAUUGUGUUCGGUAUUUUCCUGUUCCCAGUAAUACGUUUUGCCGAGACAGGACACCUUGGAUUAUCCAGUCAUUUAGUCCAAAGGAGACAUAAUUAGAUUUAACGCUAAAGACCUAAUAUUAUGGAUAAAACAAAAUGGAGGACAUUGUUUGUAGGAGUUGUGAAUUAACUGCAUAAUAAUUGAGUUUGCAAAAUCUUGCAUGGACUUUGGCAUUAAACAGAAAACAUCUUAUUAAGUUAAUAAAAAGGAAGUGCUUGGUAUAAUGUUAAACUACAAAGUCUUUAGCUGUUGGAUUUAUACGUGCUUCGGAAAUUUUGAUUUGUAAAUAUGGACGAAGGUACCAAACCAACUCGCCUUUUGCUAAGUCCUCCUCCUCUGAAGGUUAACUACGACCAGCUUCCUGUGAGUCCAAGGACUCGAGCGAGUUGGUCAGGAAAAUCGGAUAGGGGAACCUCCAAACUUGAGUCCGGUGUCAAGAUUUUGAGGUCUUCCUCGUUCCUCCACAGAUCUCGAGAGGGGCAGGAGAGAGAAAGGCGAAGGUCAGGUGAUCAGGAUGAAAACAACAUGGCAGAAAACCAUAGGUCAUCGGCGGAGAAAGUGAUGCCCAGGCAACGAAGGGUGGAGAGUUUUCAUGGAAGAAGCAAAACUAGACAUUCUUCAUCCCACGCAGCUGGUUCAACAACAAAUCAAGAUCCAUCUGUGACAUUCCGAAAUCAUCUAUCCUCCAGUUCCAUUUCUUUGUCUUCCUCUCACCCCUCGUCUCCAAGAGAUCCCCCAUCAAACAAGAACCGACACUCCUUUGGAUCCACCCCACCAGUAACAACCCAGAGUCAUUCAAUAACACCAGGGAGGCGCAGUUUACCAGCUCACUCCUCUAUACCAGCCUCAUUUAGAAACACAGAAAUCCUACCAAACAAACAGCGACAUUCCUCAGGAAACAGUAACUCGUCCACAGGGUCCGGUCACAGAGCUUCCAGUCGAGGCACCCAGAAUGAAGAAUCCUCCAGAAACUCCAUGUCCAUGAAAGGAUGGAACACGAUACAGGAUCUGUCACAGAAACAACAGAACUCUGCCAGAGUGGACCCUCCCAGUGGUAGCCAUGUAGAGCCGAGCGGUGCCAAUCCUCGCCUAGGACAUUUGUCUCCAGCUACGUCCUCACCUAGUCUCCACAUGGCAAAUCCACAACAGAAGAAGCCACCUUCCCCCCGAUUGGACCUGUAUAAGUCUAGCUCUGACAUCAACAGCUACCCUCAGCCUCUGUCUCCCAGGAGUCCAACAAAUGCCUCAUUUUCAUUUUCAAAAGGGUUCAAGAAAAUGGCGUGGAGUCACAAUGCCGAUUUUUCAUUGGGAUACCAGGGUGAUAAAAUGAAGGAAGUGAGGCAGUCACUGCCAAGCAAUAACAAACCUUUUAAGUCAGACUUACAUGAUUAUCAGAACAUUAACGAAGUGUCCUCCUCUCAAACUGAGGUAGAUGCAACAGACCUGGAACUUCAGAAACUGACACAGCGACCUCCCCGUGAACCUUAUGACCCUCGACCCCCGUGCUCGCCUCCAGCGCCCCCUGUUAGGGAUGUGUCUAGUUUACAGUAUGUGAAUAAACCGCAAUCCCAUGAAAAGUACCCUUCCUGGCCUGUCACACAGCCAAACCUGGAGACAGAGCCUGGGGAACCUAUCAACUCCCCAAAACUAAAACCGGCAUUCCACCCUCAACUCGGGCCAGUGAAUGAACGAAAUAGUCCCAAUAGUGAAAGAAAGGGUGGGGAUGACUAUAAAAGAAAUGCCAGUGAUCCUGGCUUCAAGAAACAAACUUCAUUAACCCGUUUCAUGAAACGUCCAACUCCGAGUGACCACGAAAAAAGAACAAUUAAUUUGGAAUCAAAAAAGAGUGCAGAAAGUCAAAUGGAACACUUCUUCAGUUCUUCUCCAGGCUAUCCGAAUCCAAUGAUGGAUCAGGAUGGAAAUCGCAUUGGAGAUGAGAAGUAUAACAUUCCUUCACCUCCUGAGAGAGAGAGUCGUGCUCCAGAUGAGAAAACUCUUUCAGAAAAAAUUGCAUCCAUUGUUGGACCUCACCAUGAUUCAUGGCAUGGAAGUAGUGGUUAUCAUAGUGAUUAUAAAAGUCGUGAUUCAUCCUCAUUCAGUGACAGUCCCCACCAGGACUAUAAAAAACGGGACAGUUUCACACGAGAAGGUCCAGAGAAGUCACCAGUGGUACGUGGGUUAGUGGAUACUGGUACAAAUCCCCUGGGUAGUGAUGGAAAGAGUGUCAGUAGUAGUUCCCUACGAUUUGAGCCACCAAGGACUUACGUGGUGAAACAGAUGGUGUGUUAUAACACUGGAACACAAACGGAGGAUAAGUCUUCCACAGAAGUUUCUUCUAGUGACAAGUAUUUCCAGGAAAAAUCUAUUCAAGCAAGGUUGUCUAGUUCUGAUAGUGACCAUUUCAAACAACCAGACAGUCAACGAAGGGGUGCCUAUUCUGGAAAUCUAGGAGAGAGCAAGGAAACAAAGAAGAAAGAAAACUUUCCAGAGGAAUAUUCAUCAAACAUGGCUCCAAUGCUUAGAAAACUUACAAAGGAAUACUACGGUGGCAAACUCAGUGGAAGUGAAAAACGCCUGUCUUCUGCUUCCAGCCAGGACAGCAGCAUUCGCAGUCCUGGAUCUGACAUGCCAUCAUUCAUACAGUACCCUGGCAUGAAGGAGGCAGAGUCUUACAGCAGUGUUGUUAUUCACCCUCAUGAAAACUCCAUGCCUUUCGGACGUGACUAUGCGGAAUCAAAAUCCAGCAUCAGCGAUUCAAGGCAAGAUGUGUCUGGAUUUGAGAGUGAAAGAGGUUCGGUGUCAGAAUUGCGAUCCAAACCAAUGAGACACGGACUUGACCCUUCACUGUAUUCUCCAAAGUAUCCCCUGUACACAACAGGGAGCAGAUCUGAUUUGAAUAGAGAACAAAAUCGUUUAUUAACAGGCCAUGACAAACAUUCAAAGAGCAUAUCUAAUAUUGAGGAGUAUAAUCGAGGUGUUCAAAACAAUGACUCUUCUCCCUCUAUGCCAAACAGUAGCAACUCAGAUUCUCGUUCUUCCACAAGUACUCGCUACAGUUCUGAGUCCUCCCUGCCCUUUCAAAAUUACUCCAAACCUAGACAUGAAUCGACAGACUCUGUGUUCACUGAUCCUUCUUCUCCAUUAACACCAGGAGGUGCCGAGGGACCUCGUAGACCGAACGACUUAAGCUCAGGUCGUCAGAUGGGAAGAAGCGCCUCCAUGAAGAAAGCUUACGGUGUGUUCGAAGAACACAUUCACAAGAGACAUGACAGUGAUUCGCUGUCUUCUUCCACCCUCUCCUCUUCCAGUGUUGUACACUCCCGGUCUCACUCCACAGAGUACCUCCGCAUGGAUCACUACCAGAAAAUGCAUGCAGAGAAUAAGCACAUGGCUUUGAUACGAGAAGACUCCCUAGAAAACCGAUCACAGGACCAGCGCUGGGAGGAUAUGGUACGAAAAUCCAAAAGGUCUCAAGCUGAUAAAUCUAUGAACUAUGAAAAUAUUCAGUUAGGAAACAUGGGUAACGGAAAUCAUUCCUCAAAGGGUUUCCUAGCAGUCUCCAAUUUGAAGAGGACUUCUUCAGAACAAAUAAGACCAAUGAAGGAUCGUUUCAAUGAAAGAUCCAGUGCUCGGAAACAAGAGGAUGAAAAUAGAGCAGUGAAAUCUAGUGAGGAUCCCAGAAAUAAGUUCAAGUCGCCAAACCAAUCUCUGAUGGAUUUAUCUUCCAAUGAUCCUUCAGAUUCUAGUUUUGAUCACAGACCAAGGUCAACGUCUGAUUCUAUUCCUAAAGACAGCAGUAAUUUCUCUUCCUCAGUACGACAUGUCUCGGAUCCUGACAAAGCGUCACCUGACAACCCAGAUAUUUCCUCCACACAAAUACAAAAUGAUUUCAAUAAAGAUUCCAACUUGAAAGAUGUCCAGCGAACUGCAGUCCAGAAAUUCAUGGACAGGGUAACUGGAAAGAAAACCGAUGAAGAAACAGAAUCCACAGUGUCCACGGCUGAGACCACCACAUCUUUGACUCCAUCUGAAUCAUUCCGUCUAAAAUAUGGCAGCCGGGCAGAGCGACAGGAGAGCCUUCGAAGAUCAAGGUCAAUAUCCUCAAGAGACUCUGAUUAUAUGGAAAUGAGACGACCAGAGAGACAGCAGACGGAAUGGAGUCGAAUUCGCUCACAGACGGGUGGUAGCAGGCCCCACUCCAUUGGGUCUGACUCCAGUUUAGUGGAUCCCUAUGCCAUCACUACUCUGCCCUCAUUCUCUGAUUCGGAGCAACACCAACGAAGCCAGAGUGACUCCACAGGCAUUGUCUCUCAGCCCAACACAGAUGAGUUGAGGUCAGUUCCUGUGAAAGAUCAUACUGGUAAAAACGACGAUCAAAGUUCUGGUGGAAUUUCAAAGAAUUCCUUAUACCAAAAUGUUGGGUAUCGUCCCCCUCCCCCACCGCCUCAGGGUGGGGAUGAGGAAAAACCACCCGCCUUACCUCCCAGGAAUUACAGGAGGUUCUCUGCGAGCCAGUCGGAUUCCUCCCUACCUCACAGGCCUUUAAUUCCACAACCACUGAACAAGGAGAGGCCUUCUCUUGGUUAUGACGGACAUUCCAGCGAGUCGAGAGGAAGGUGGGAUGACGACAAUUACGCGGAACAGCUUCGUAAACAGUCCAGACGUCUUUCAGAACAGCAACAUAUGCCCCAGCCAAUGACUUACAAAACCACGAAGACAUCCAUUCAGUUUACACAGUCUUACAAACAGCAGCAUGUGGAGGCCUUAGAGGCCACUUCACCUAAUGGCUCCACCUCUUCGUCGGAACAAUUCUUCUCCUCUCGUCGAUUGUCUGCCGGUCAGCAACCUCCAUCACCAAACAGUGCCCCCAGUGUUCCUCCACUGCCUUCAUCAAAAUACAUGCCAUCUCCAUCCAGUCCUCAGAUCUCACCCAAAGGAGAGAGUCUGUCCCGACCCCAGCAUUAUCCGGAUCCAAAGUCGUACAAUUCUCCAGAGUCUAAAGCGGAUAAGCCUCGUGUGGAUAUACCACCUGUUACUCAAGGUUGGCAUAGUCGGCCCUCGCCCAGCAGCCCAGAUCCCCCUCCCCCACCCACCCCUCAGAAAGAACUGACUGCUGAUGUAGAUCUGCCUCCACCCCCACCUGAACUGAUGGAAAACUCCCCGGAACACAAAGAUGAUAGAAACAGAUAUGCAGAGGAUUCUUACGGAUCAUACAAAAAUCGCACGGAUCGCCAACCGGGAGUCUACAAGCGAUCAGCCUCCUCGGGGGAUGCCCUAAAACUUCUACAUGAAAACAACAACUAUAAACAACAGGGGGACAUACAGAAGCCUCUCAGAAAGAGGCUACAGCCUGGAUGGAAGAGCGAGACGACAGUCAAUCAUGAGGACCAGAUACAGGAACAGCCGGAGACUAAAGAUCCUGUCCGCUCGGAUCGACCCCCACCACCCCGGCCUUUACUCUCCACACAGAGUGCUAGUCACCUUUUGGCACCUAAGCCCUACACAGCACCAGAGUCCAGCAGGAGUAACAGUUUUUCUGUGUCUUCCACGGACCAGGACUCCGUUAUAACAGCUCCACUAGCUGAGAGACGGUCAGUGCAGGACAGAAUCUCUUCAAUUGAAAGGAAGCAAAGUCUCUCCCGGGAGAGACCUGAAGUCAGGCAAACAACUCCACAAGGUGGCCAGUAUUUCAGUAAGAAAUCGUACGAAAACUUUUCCAAGUCCUUCUCGGCAACUCCUCCAAGGAGGACGUAUGAAACGGACAAAUUCAGUGCAAGUGUAAGUGAAACUUCUUUGGGACAAAGACAAAAUUCCAAAUUUCAAGAUCCUACUACCACUCCAAACAGGAGAACCUACUCUCCGGAGCAGAUAGCUUCCAAUGACAGAAGCAAUGAGAGCCCACCCCCAGUGGACAGAAGUCCUGGGAGUGGUUACCCAGGGGGCCGUAAUAUCAGAAACAGUGAAUCUAAUGGGCAGAGUGCAUUUGACUCCAAUUCAAAAAUGUCUUUCAGUGAUUCGAAAAGGCAAUCUCCAAGCAAGCCUAUCUCCACAAACUCUUCUAGUCCUUCAGAAAAGAACACUGUCAGUGACUUGGUACAGCACAGCCGGCAGCGAUCCCAAGAAGAACUGGAGUGCGAUGCCAAAGUUCAGGAAUUUGCCAAAAUUUAUGAGAAAAAGGACCCGAAACUGUCCAGUAUGUUAAAGAGUGAUGGCGGGAGAAUGCAAUACAUGGAUGGCUUGUUCCAUACCGAGAUUGAUCAAGACAUACUAGUGAGGCGUUCUCCGAAAACUUCCCCCAAAUCAUCCAGUGUCGGCAAUGAUCAAGAGGCCCUCCAAUCUGUCACUCCAAAGAAGGAUGGAGUACCAGAGGAAGCGGAGAAGUCACCUCUACCAUCGAACUACUGGGUGUCCCCUUCCAAGGCCCUGAUAGAGAUGAACAUACGACAGAGCGAGGGAAUCGGCAAAGACAUGACCAAGGAUAUCGACGACUCAGACAAAUUAAUCAAAACGAAGGAAGAACUGGUUGAUAGUAUACAAAAGAAAAUGGACAAGUUGAAAGAAGAGAAGAAAGAGCUGACAAAAGAACUGGAGGAGACCGAGACACUGGGAAAAGAGGUACAAAAAGCAGUUGAAAGAAAGUGCAAGAAACAGCAUGAAAAGGACAAGUUUAAGACCUACAUUGGUGACAUGGAGAAGAUCAUACUUCUUCUACUGAAGGUCUCGGGCUUAUUGGCGCGAGCAGAGAAUGCCCUUCAAAGCCUUCCAGAGGACAGUAAUGAACGACUCAAAAAAAUGGCUGCUGAUAAGCGAGAUAGAGCAAAGCAACAGCAUGAAGAUGCCAAGGUGUUGAAGGAAGACAUAGAAAAGCGUAGUGGGCAGAUCGAGGUGUUCUUGCAGGAAGCAUUGAGUGAGGAAGAGUUUGCUGAUUACAAAUAUUACGUGAAAAUGAAAUCGAAACUGACCAUUGAGAAACAGGAGCUUGAGGAUAAGAUAUCGCUCGGAGAAGAACAGAUAUCUGCUCUCAAGCUGAGCAUUCCUGAGAAACACUGAUGGAGCAUUGGUUCCCCUUUGUGACAAAGUGCUAUACAAUGUGAUAUUAACUAGCAGUACUAACAGUAUUUACUGCCGAAUCAAAAUUGUGAUUUUGCUAAUGGCCGAUUCCAGACUUUCGAUACGACAACAAUGGGCGCAAUUGGAAUCUCCUAAAAGCAUUGCCGGCCAAUAAUGUGUACAAUGUCUAAAUACGAAAUUCAUAUAUCUACUUAUUUAUAUGAAUGAUACCAAACCUAUGGGCAUGAUCUCGAAACGAGUUUUUCCGCGGUCAAGGAAAGACAUGCGUCAUUAAAUGGACGGCAGUAAUAGUAGAUCAACUGCAUGUUUUGAUCAAAGGUAGUCAUUAGUGUCAUGAACUAUACAUGUAUACUGGCGGAAGCUUUCAUUGAUAUUGUAAACUUAACCUCUCCACACGGCCAUAAUAGGUACUGCAAAUGUUGUUAAGUUGGUGCUGUUGGGUGAAGCUCAAACUUUGUUGUACAAGUUGUACAGACAUUACACGGUGUAGUUAUCAGGAUUUGUGAUUUAUAGACAAGUCUAUUUACGUGAAACUGUUUAGAAGUUUUGAGAUAUGUCUGUACGUGAAUGAGAAAUUAAUCAUGUGACAUUUGAACUGUGUGUGCGAGUAUGUAUGUCUGAGAGUAUGCUAUUUAUUUCAUUUUUUAGUGGAUCACACAUAUAAAUAUUUAAACCUGUUUUUUAACUCAUUCAUAGUACUCAAGUACAGCUUUCAUUAUAUGAGCUACAUUGUAUAUUGGUAGAUUAUAACAAGCGAAGAAAAAAUAACAUCCAAACCACAUAAUGAUCAUAUCAACUGAAAUCAUUCCAGGGGAGACUAGUAGGUCAUUCCAUAGCGUUAUAAAAAAAUUAAAAACGAAUACGCAAACCACAGAAAACAAUAUUUUGAUACUACAUGUAGCAGUUUUUUAAUGCAUACUGAGUCGUGAGGGUUAAGUGUGUGCUGAUGACACAAUAUUUUGUUAUAUAAAUACAAGUAUUAUAUAUUUUAUGAUGAAUGCAAUUUACAUCAAUACAUGCCGUUGAAAUAUGUUUCCAUAGAAAUAAAAUGGUGUGUGAAAAGAAAA